GCAACCCAAGUUAUUUUCAGAGCCAAAGAAGAAGAAGAAGAAGAUGGUGUCAGGGUCAGGGAUAUGCGCGAAGCGCGUGGUUGUAGACGCGAGACACCAUAUGGGUGGUCGUCUAGCGUCCUCAAUUGCAAAGGAGUUGCUCAACGGACAGAAAGUGGUGGUCGUACGAUGUGAGGAGAUUUGUCUCUCAGGAGGUUUGGUAAGGCAAAAGAUGAAGUACAUGAGAUUCCUUAGGAAACGUAUGAACACUAAGCCUUCUCAUGGUCCUAUUCACUUUCGUGCUCCUUCCAAGAUCUUCUGGCGCACCGUUAGAGGGAUGAUUCCACACAAGACCAAGCGUGGUGCUGCUGCACUUGCUCGUUUGAAGGUUUUUGAGGGGAUCCCACCUCCAUAUGACAAGAUUAAGAGAAUGGUUAUACCUGAUGCUCUUAAGGUUUUGAGACUUCAGAGUGGCCACAAGUACUGCUUAUUAGGCCAGCUAUCGUCUGAGGUUGGCUGGAACCAUUACGAUACCAUUAAGGAACUUGAGACAAAGAGAAAGGAAAGGUCACAAGUGAUGUAUGAGCGUAAGAAACAACUCAACAAGCUCAGGAACAAGGCAGAAAAGGUUGCGGAAGAGAACCUCGGAUCACAGCUCGAUAUCCUUGCCCCGGUUAAGUAUUGAAGACACCUGACGUCUAUCACCUCUAAGUUUUAAACCCAUUUCGUUAAAGCAUAGUCUUGAUUUCGAUUUUGCAUCUGAAAUUUUGUUCUCUUAUUGUCAUAGAAAGAACCGUAUCUAUUCAUUUACUCGAUUGUUCUGCAACAUAUCCUUUAUGUUGGUUCUUAUUUCAAUCAAAAUAAUGUUAUUUCA
Capsella rubella is the source of this 853-nucleotide messenger RNA. Its product is annotated as 60S ribosomal protein L13a-3. Gene Ontology annotation, cellular component: ribosome; cytosolic large ribosomal subunit. The record is from RefSeq and is a predicted model, not a curated record. The coding region runs from base 44 to 664 and encodes 206 amino acids. Lineage: Eukaryota; Viridiplantae; Streptophyta; Magnoliopsida; Brassicales; Brassicaceae. Gene Ontology annotation, molecular function: mRNA binding; structural constituent of ribosome. The transcript is spliced from 4 exons. Gene Ontology annotation, biological process: negative regulation of translation; translation.